Molecule: messenger RNA, 4737 nt
Organism: Penicillium longicatenatum
Lineage: Eukaryota; Fungi; Ascomycota; Eurotiomycetes; Eurotiales; Aspergillaceae
Gene: cpcC
Product: putative protein kinase (Gcn2)
Exons: 4
Coding region: 1-4737 (1578 amino acids)
Biological process (GO): DNA damage checkpoint signaling; regulation of translational initiation by eIF2 alpha phosphorylation
Molecular function (GO): protein binding; ATP binding; eukaryotic translation initiation factor 2alpha kinase activity
Source: RefSeq, a predicted model, not a curated record
AUGUCUCCCAAAAACAGGAAGAAAGCUCCCCGCCAGAAAAAGCAAUCCUCCGACUCGUCGACCUUAACAUCCCCAAUCGCAACUACCAAUUACCGAGAAAUCCACCUUAAUGAGGUGGCAGCACUUCGCUCAAUCUAUGGCGAUGACUUUGAAGAUGUCGAAAAUCGGCCAUCUGCAUGGCAGCAAUCCUCCAACGUGAUUUUCAAGCUCCACCUCAGAGCCUCCUCCAACCCAGAUAUCUGUCUAAGGCUUCUAGUUGAACUGCCCGCUACCUACCCUAAAAGCGUCCCCAAUCUCUCACUGAAUAACCUUGACGAUUUUCGCGAUGGGGCCCGCUCCCGCAUUCAAGAGAUUAUUCGCGAAAAGCCCGUGUCCCUUCUGGGUUCUGAAAUGAUUUACGAAUUGGCGGUCUCAAUUCAGGAUAUUCUGGAAGAUGUAGCGCAAGCGCGUGAGCAGAAUAAAGACCUACCGAGUCUGGAAGAGGAGCGGAUGGAACAAAAAGCAGCAGCCAUCCAGCGCGCGGAGCUUGAAAAGCAAGAGGAAAUCCGCAAACAGGAAGCUGCUAGCGCGGCAGAGGAGCACGCUUUGCAAGCAAUGCUUCAAGACAAGAUCCGGCAGCGGAACAGAGUGCGAGCUUUGCGACGAAAGAGCCGCACGAGUGGGGUGGAUUCCAAUGAAGUGGAUGAUCUUGUGGAGAACACACCGGGUGCUAUCUCCUUUGACCCGCCGGUGGCGGUACAUGACACUGAUGGGCAACCACUGGUGUUCCGUGCCGUGCAUGGAAAAACGCUACUGCGCUCCAACCAGGCGAAGACAACGUACACUGUGAGACCAGUUGUAUCUGAAGGUCGAUGUCAUGUCCCGCAAUUAGUUCUCAAGGAGAUAUUCCUAGAUGAGAAAAGCUCCAAUGUUGUGUCAUUCCGUGAACAGAUGCGAACCAGCGAGGAUAAAUUGGAGAGCUUGAAACGACUUCGGCACCCCAAUGUAGUUGAUUUUGUAGGAUUCAAAAUCACUCGUCCUCUCAGCGACUUCAAUUCAUCGGACGACUUGUGGACUGUAUAUGCUCUCUUUGAGCAUGCCAAUAAAGGCUCGCUCUCGGAACUUCUGGAUAUUGUCGGAACUGUUGCGGUUGAGACACUCCGCAGCUGGAUGAUUCAACUUCUUGAAGCCUUAGAAUUCUACCGCCGAAGUGGAUUUGUUCAUGGAACUAUCAACUGUGGUCGAGUCAUGAUAUUUAGGAAUGAGUCUGGUGCAACGACUGUUAAGCUAGAGUCCAGCGUGGAAGAGGCUCUGCCAGACUCUCCCGGUACAAAGCGUUCUCUGAAUGCAUCCAAGUCACCAUUAUGGCUUCCCCCUGAGCUGACCCAGGAGGGCGCUCUACCAACCAUGAAGACUGAUGUCUGGGACCUGGGCAUUGUUUUGCUGCAGAUGGCAUUCGGAAAAGAUGUUUUGUUGAGAUAUACCUCGGCCAACCAAUUAAUGGUCUCCUUGGGUCUCUCUCCGCCGCUGCAGGAUCUGCUUCGAGAGUUCUUCCGACCAGAUCCCAAGAAACGUGCGACUGCUUUUCAGCUGCUGCCAUCAGAGUUCUUCCGGGUCGAUGCGCCACUGACAAUGCGUGAGAGAACCUCCAACUCUGUAUCCAUGCAGAGGAGACCCCGACUGGACUCUUUUGGUACACUGCCGACUUUUUCGCGAUACCACCACGAUUUUGAUGAAGCGGGUCACCUUGGACGAGGUGGAUUCGGACAAGUUGUCAAAGCAAGAAACAAACUCGAUGGCCGAUUUUAUGCCGUCAAAAAGAUCACUGAGUCCUCCGCUCCAGCGUUGAAAGAUACACUAUCUGAGAUCAUGCUUCUUUCGCGAUUGAAUCACCCCUACGUCGUUCGGUAUUAUACCGCAUGGCUAGAGGAAGAUUUUCAUCACAUUUAUGAAGAGGCCAUUUCAUCUACCGAAGGUGAAUCGUUUGGCAGCCGGGAUAAUCAUGAAUUAAGUCCGGGGGGUCUUGAUUUCAUUAGUUCCAGCGGGUAUCCGAAAAUUGAAUUCGCUGCCAGUGAUAGUGACGACGAAAACGAGGGAACAAUCUCGGAUGGUCGUCAACAAGAAUCGCCUGGAUGGUUUGGAACGGACAGCAAAGAUAGUACUGAGCUCAGCCAUACUAGAUCUGGCUCAUAUGGUCGACCUGUCUUGAACACUCUAUACAUUCAAAUGGAAUAUUGUGAAAAGCAUACUCUGCGAGAUCUGAUCAAGAACGGACUAUGUGAUGACGUUGAUCGGUCGUGGCGCUUGUUCCGACAGAUUCUUGAUGGACUGAGCCAUAUUCACAGUCAUGGUAUCAUUCACCGCGAUCUGAAACCGGAUAACAUCUUCAUUGAUGUUGCCAACAACCCCCGCAUUGGUGAUUUUGGUCUCGCCACCAGCGGCCAAUUCACGACAGCAGUACGUUCGUCUGCCCCAGGUGAUUAUGAUGGCAAUUUCACCCGUAGUCUGGGAACGACCUACUAUGUCGCACCGGAAAUGAAGUCGGGCAUUUCGGGUCAAUACAACGAGAAAGUUGAUAUGUUUUCCCUCGGUGUCAUAUUCUUCGAGAUGUGUCACCCGCUGCCGACGGGUAUGGAGCGUGAUCAAACGCUUCGAGCGAUCAGAGAGCCCAACCACAAACUUCCAUCUACUUUUGAACAAUCUGAAAAGCUUAUUCAAGGCCAGAUCAUUGAGUCUCUUCUCAACCAUACGCCUAGCGAACGGCCAACAGCUGCCGAACUUUUGUCUAGUGGAAGAAUUCCUCUCCAGGUUGAAGAAGAGACUUUCCGACGUGCAAUUGUGCAUCUGCUUUCCGAUCCAAACUCACCUGAUUACAAAAAAAUUCUUUCUGCGAUAUUUUCUCAAUCGCCGAAGAAAUUCGAGGAUAUCGCUUGGGAUAUGGAGACUCACGGGGCGCCGGCUGCGAAUGAGCUAGUCGUUACAGGCCUUGUCAAGCAGAAGUUAACAUCGAUCUUCCGAAGACAUGGUGCAGUGGAAUCGCCGAGACAAAUGCUAUUCCCACGAUCCCACCAUUAUUCCAAUAAUUCCAACAGGCCCGUGCGAUUGUUGGACGUUUCCGGUAAUCUUUUGCAGCUGCCGUUCGAUCUCACCCUCCCAAACGCGCGUGCAAUUCCCCGACAGGAUCGCUCGCUGGAGAAGACAUUUGCUUUUGGAACUGUUUACAGGGAUUCGACUCACGGAAGUGAGCCCCGGUCCCAUCGUGAGGUGGACUUUGAUAUCGUUUCCUACAACACUUUAGAUCUUGCUCUUAAGGAGGCCGAGGUUAUCAAAGUGUUAGACGAAAUCAUUGAGGAGUUCCCACCUCUCCGGUCUUCUUCAAUGUGCUUCCUUGUCAAUCACUCUGAUCUCCUACAGCUUAUCAUGGAGUUCUGCCGCAUUACUCCUGCUCAAAUUCCCGCGGUGAGAGACGUUAUCAGCAAGCUCAAUGUCGGAAAAUACACGAUGCAAAAAAUUCGAAGUGAACUCCGGUCUCCGACGAUUGGUGUGGCAUCUACCUCCCUCGAUGACCUUGCUCGUUUUGAUUUCAAAGACACGCCGAAAGAAACGCAGCGAAGACUUCAAACUAUCAUGGAAGGCACUGAAUAUGCAGACCGAGUUCCCGCCAUCUUUGCUCGUUUGAAUAUGCUCAUGGCUUACCUGCAAAGCUUUGGUGUGAAACGCAAGGUCUACAUCAACCCACUAAGCAGCCUGAAUGACAAGUUCUACCGAGGCAGCAUCCUCUUCCAAUGCGUAUUCGAUGCAAAGCGCCGCGACGUUUUCGCCGCCGGUGGCCGAUACGACCGCUUGAUCCAAGAGUUCUCACCGAAAGCCGUAUCCAACCGACCACAAGCCCACGCCGUCGGAUUCAACCUCAGCACCGAUACACUCAGAUCCUUAACGAUCACAUACCUCGAAAAAAGAACACCACCCAAAGAAACAGACUCCGGCGCCGAACUCUACUGGACAGCCCGUAGAUGCGACGUCCUAGUCUCCAGCUUCGACCCAACCGUCCUCCGCACGACAGGCAUUAAAAUAGUCGAAGACCUCUGGACAAAUGACAUUAGUGCCGAAUUAGCCGUGGACGCCUCAUCCCUCGAGGAGUUGAUGGUCAAAUACCGCGAACACAACCACCGCUGGAUCGUAAUCGCCAAAGCAGACAGCAAAGAGCGCGGUUACAAAGUCCGCAACCUAGUCCGUCGCGAAGAAUUCGAUAUCCGGGCUUCGGAACUGAUUUCCUGGCUUCGAUCAGAAGUCCAAGCCCGUCACCACCGCGAAGGAGCAGAACCACGUCAAUCCCGCCAACCAAACCAACAAGAUUCCAUCCAGUCAAACGAGAAGGCGAACAACGUUCGCAUUCUUGUCCCGCAGCACCGAAGCAAAAAGACAAACCGAAGAAAUAUUGUCGAGUCGGCUUUACUCUCUUCGAGGGAGGUUGCUGAUAAUGCCCGGAAUGGACCCGUUGCUGCUAUCGAUACCCGUGAUGAGGUUCUGGCUGCUAUUCGCGGUACGAGACUUUCGGAUACGGAGAGUUGGCGGAGUGUCAUUCAGAAUGCUCCGCUUACUGAACGGAAGUAUCUAAGUCAGGUUUAUGAUCUGCUUAUGGAUUUCGGCUCUGAGGCUCGAUCGAGUGAGAGGCCUGAUAGUUACACCAAUGCGUUCAUCUACAACUAUCGGACUGGGUCGUGUGUGUACUAUGACCUUGGUUGCAGCGACAGAUGA